AAAAUCGAUAUAUAUCGAUAUCGUUUCGUCAACUAGCCAAUAAAUCAAAAUAGCCUUGUUUUGCUGUCAAGUUCAGAGAUUGGCUAUUUAUAACGACAUCAUAACAAAUCACAGGGCAGCUGACACUAUGUAUAUGGAAAAAAACGUACCUUUUUGCCAUUUAAAAAGGGUUUGCGAUAGUGGAAGCACUAAACAUUAUAUAAGUUGAGCAGAGGAAAAAAAGGAAUAUGUACAAAGUGACCAGUGAAAUCUACGGUGAGACAAACUAUGGCACUGUCAAAAGUAACAAUGGAAGAGUAUUGUCCAAGUUCAAAUUCACCUAUCCUCCUAAUGAAGAUCAUUUAGAUACAUUGGACGGUACACUUACCGACAAGGAUGGAGACUUAAUUGUAAAAAGGAAGGCAGAAGCAUCAUUGAAUGGUGUAAUUACAAUAGAACAUUCCGAAUCCACUGAGUUACGUUUAGUAGGACUACAAGUUUGGCGUGGUGCUUUACUUUUAGCAGAUUAUAUAUUUCACAAGCGAGUAGAAUUUCAAGGCAAAUUCGUAAUGGAAUUAGGCGCUGGAGUCGGUCUGACAAGCAUUGCUGCUGGCAUCUAUGCGCAACAGGUAGUGUGCACAGAUGUGAAUGUUGGAGGAAUUUUAGACUUGAUACGUGAGAAUAUAAAACACAAUUCUAGUUUAAUUUCUAAAACUUGUAAUAUUGAUGUAUUGGAGUUAGAUUUUUUGAAGCCUGUAGGAGAAUAUUCACAUUCAUUAUUAAAAGCCAUUGACAAUACUGAUGUGGUUGUAGCAGCUGACGUAAUUUACGACGAUGAUCUGACCAAUGCUUUCAUACGUGUUAUAGACGUAUUCUUUCAGCGUGGCAAAUUAUCCGGGAAACAGAAAACAGUUUAUAUUGCAUUGGAAAAACGCUAUGUUUUCACAUUGUCGGAUUUGGACACAGUGGCGCCAAUGUUUGAAUAUUUCUUGAAGCAAACUAUUCAUAAACCUUGGAAUUUUGAAUAUAUUGAAACAGAUUUUCCACAGUAUUUUGAAUACGAACGUUGUAGACACUUAGUGCUUUUAAAAAUAAAACAUACGAAUUAAACAUAUU
This is a messenger RNA of Ceratitis capitata (Mediterranean fruit fly), 1095 nucleotides long. Its product is annotated as methyltransferase-like protein 22. Gene Ontology annotation, biological process: protein methylation. NCBI's taxonomy places the organism in Eukaryota, Metazoa, Arthropoda, Insecta, Diptera, Tephritidae. Gene Ontology annotation, cellular component: nucleus. Gene Ontology annotation, molecular function: protein methyltransferase activity. The record is from RefSeq and is a predicted model, not a curated record. Bases 228 to 1088 code for a protein of 286 amino acids. The transcript has a single exon.